CUUGGCAUUUCUCCUAUAACUGCAUAUCAUUUCCAGUAUAUUGGCUCCGCCUUGUUUCUCAAAAACCAAACCCAUUUACGAACUCUCUAAAAUGUCCCUAAGAUCGCUCAACUCUAAACCCAAAACCCUUCACUCUAUCUUCCACUCUCUUCUCUCACCCCCCAAACCCAACACUUAUUACAAUCCCUUCUCUUCUCUCACUUACCAAAACCCACCACCUCCACCAUCACCACACCUGGUGAAUGAGAUCUCACGCAUUCUCAGCGACCACAGAAACCCUCACCACGACUUGGAGCAUUCCCUCAACCCUUUGUGUACCCAAAUAUCCACAAACUUGGUUGAACAAGUUCUUAAACGGUGCAAAAAUCUUGGCCUCUCUGCCCACAGGUUCUUUCUUUGGGCUAAAACAAUUCCGGGGUUUCAGCACAGUUUUGAAAGCUAUCACAUUUUGAUUGAGAUUUUGGGAAGUAGCAAGCAAUAUGCUGUGUUGUGGGAUUUCCUUAUAGAGGUGAGAGAGUCCAAGUGUAUUGAGAUUGUCCCAGAAGUUUUCUGGCUUAUUUUUAGAGUUUACAGUAGAGCUAAUCUGCCUCGUGAUGCUAUUCGAGCUUUUAAUAGAAUGGUUGAGUUUGGAAUUAAGCCUAGUGUUCUUGAUCUUGAUCAGCUUAUGUAUACGUUAUGUAAAAGAAAGCAUGUCAAGUAUGCCCAUGAGUUUUUUGAUAAAGUUAAGAGUGGGUUUGAGUUGAAUGCUAAAAUUUAUAGUAUUUUGAUGAGGGGUUGGGGAGACGUUGGUGAUUCGGAUGAGGCACGUAAGUUGUUUGAUGAAAUGACUGAACGAGGAUGUUUGGUGGAUGUGCCUGCAUAUAAUAGUUAUUUGGAAGCUUUGUGUAAAGGUGGGAAAGUUGAUGAGGCCUAUAAGGUAUUCCGGGAGAUGGGGUCAAAUGGAACUGACCCGGAUGCUUGUACUUAUUCGAUUUUCAUUCGUGCAUAUUGUGAAGCCAAUGACAUUCAUUCAGUUUUUAGGGUGCUUGACAGGAUGAAGAGAUAUAAUCUUUUGCCUAAUGUGUAUUCUUACAAUUGUAUUAUCAAGAAGCUGUGUAAGAAUGACAAGGUGGAAGAGGCUUACCAACUUUUGGAUGAGAUGAUUGAGAGGGGAGUUAUGCCGGAUGCGUGGAGUUACAAUGCAAUCCAAGCUCAUCAUUGUGAUCAUUGCGAGGUUAACAGGGCUCUUAUGUUGUUAUCUAGAAUGAAAAAAGAUAACUGCAAGCCAGAUCGACAUACUUAUAAUAUGGUGCUAAAGUUGUUGAUUAGGAUAGGAAGAUUUGAUCGGGCAACGGAAGUUUGGGAGAGUAUGGGGGAGAUGGGAUUUUAUCCUUCUGUUUCAACAUAUUCCGUAAUGAUCCACGGUUUGUGCAAGAAAAAACAUAAGCUAGAGGAGGCUUGUAAAUACUUUGAGAUAAUGAUCGAUGAAGGUAUACCACCAUACUCUUCUACCGUUGAGAUGUUGAGGAACCGGCUUAGGGGCUUAGGGCUCCUCGAGCAUACUGAGAUACUUGCAAGUAAGAUGGAACAAAGCACUUCUUGUUCAAUACAAGAGAUGGCAAACUUGAUGAGAGGUAAUAAAACUUAUGUAACAUCUAGAAGUGAGCAUACUGACAAUGAAAGUGAUUGAUAAACCGAAGGCUGAGUAUCUGGGGCUAGCGCGCAGGAUCUGCAUGCAGCAGUUACCUGAGUCUGAAGAGAGCUCUCCAGAUGAACUGUCAGAUAUUGACAUUGGCAUCAUGAUUGGAGAAAUCCUGAAAAGAUUAUGGGUUUCUAUAUGAAGGGGCCGCUGUGCAAUUGCCAAGAUAAAGGAUGAAUUGGGAAGGAGGCCAAACUUGAAUCUGGAGAUUGCUACUGUGAAUCUUAUUGGCAAUUUUUAAGGAAACAUGGCCUUAUUUUAAUGGUUGGUCAUUUGCCAUGUGAACUAGUGCAAACACUUCUUACUAAAUGAGAAAUGGUUUUCUUUGCUAACGAGAAAACCUUCUGACCAGUACAUGCCUUCGUUGUGACAUAUAGAGUGUUAGGGUAAACACCAAGUAUGUGCUACAUGAGAAACGAUUUUCUAACUUCUGAGUUCAUUUCCUUGAUGCUUCGAUACUGAUCAAUGAACCUCUUCUUAAUUGCAAUUUCUGCAGACCAUUUUCUUUGGGAACUUGUACUUGGAUGUAUUCCAUAGGUGCAGCCAUAUUUUACUAUCUUGGUGAGUUACCAAUUGAGUUUUGUAAACACAAUACCCUGUUGAAGUUUGAUAUGUUAUUUCCAUCAACAAUAUGAGCUGAGCAUAAAAACCUCAUGUGCUGUUAGGGUUUGUUUCA
Molecule: messenger RNA, 2354 nt
Organism: Prunus dulcis (almond)
Lineage: Eukaryota; Viridiplantae; Streptophyta; Magnoliopsida; Rosales; Rosaceae
Product: pentatricopeptide repeat-containing protein At1g52640, mitochondrial
Exons: 3
Coding region: 92-1669 (525 amino acids)
Molecular function (GO): protein binding
Source: RefSeq, a predicted model, not a curated record